AUGGGCAAGGAAAGGGAAUGUUUUGAUGCCUGCGCGGACCUCCCUCCUGCUUGCGCGGACGAUGCUGCUGCCUUCGCGAACGUCCCUGAUGCCUGCGCGGACGACAUUGCUGCCUGCGCGGACGACAUUGCUGCCUUCACAGAUGAGUAUCACCACCCCCCUCCUCAACUCCCCGUCUCUGCUGCCUUCGCGAAUGUCCCUGCUGCUUUUGCGGACGUGCCUUCUGCCUUCGCGAGCGUCCCUGGUGCCUUUGCGAACGUGCCUGGUGCCUUCGCGGACGUCUCUGGUGCCUUCGCGGACGUUGCUCUGGACUCGCAUGCAGCGACUUGGUGGGCAGCACCGAAGCAAUCUAUCUCCUGGUUGGCGCUCUUCCUUGGCUGCACCGACCGCCUGCCACAUGCGCCUCGCAAGAGAUCAGAUGAGUACCUCCGCUCCCACGGACUGCAGCUGGAAGAGGAAGCUGGUGUGAGUUCAACCAGGGUUGCUGCUGCUGGAGGAGGAGGUGACACUGCCGUCUGUGCUGCUGCUGGCGGUGUUGCUGGUGAUGGUCUGCUCCACUCCACUCCACGCUCCUUCUGCUGCUGCGCGGACUGUCACUGCCACUGGCGGAUUGAGGGACUCGCUGUUCUGUGCAAGGUACCCUCUGGGGGUGGUGAUGCUGGUGCUGUUGGUGGUGAUGGCGGCGGCGGCGGUGGUGGUGGUGGUGGUGGUGGUGGUGGUGGUGGUGGUGGUGGUGGUGGUGGUGGUGGUGGUGGUGGUGGUGGUGGUGGUGGUGGUGGUGGUGGAGGUGGAGCCUCACUGCUGCUGCUGCUGUGGUGCUCCUGGCGAGUGGCUGUGGGGAGUGGUGGGGAGAGCAAGUCAGGGGAAGGAGGUUGGCCUUUCAGGGCAAGGCUUGUGAGGGCAAGGGGGGGGGAGGGGGAUUGGAAUCCCCAGGCUGAGGCAAGCAAGGGGCAGAAGAAACCCCCUCCUCUGUCCUUUGCUUGCCAUGGUCUGGUGGUUUCAGUCCUCUUCUCUUGCCUCUCACAAGCCAUGCUCUGGGAGGCUCAACCUCUUGACCUUGCCUUGCUCUCGCCUUACCCAGGGGGUUCAGUUCCCCUCCACUAG
Molecule: messenger RNA, 1104 nt
Organism: Closterium sp. NIES-65
Lineage: Eukaryota; Viridiplantae; Streptophyta; Zygnematophyceae; Desmidiales; Closteriaceae
Source: the annotation of a GenBank genome assembly